Messenger RNA from Perognathus longimembris pacificus (Pacific pocket mouse), 2581 nucleotides. It is a transcript of the gene Ykt6, whose product is annotated as YKT6 v-SNARE homolog. Gene Ontology annotation, cellular component: Golgi apparatus. Bases 177 to 773 code for a protein of 198 amino acids. The record is from RefSeq and is a predicted model, not a curated record. Gene Ontology annotation, biological process: endoplasmic reticulum to Golgi vesicle-mediated transport. The transcript has 7 exons. Gene Ontology annotation, molecular function: SNAP receptor activity. NCBI's taxonomy places the organism in Eukaryota, Metazoa, Chordata, Mammalia, Rodentia, Heteromyidae.
CCGGAACCGGAAGUGGACCCCGAGCCAGGAGGAAGGAACCGGCUCGGCCCUGUCCCUGUGGCCCGGUGGUUUGGUGGUUUGGAGGGCGGUGGCGGCAGUUCUGAGGGGCGCGGCCCCCUGCUCUCUGCGAGCCGGUCUCGCGGCUGAGCCGGCCCGUGGCCCGGGGGCGCGGCGUCAUGAAGCUGUACAGCCUCAGCGUUUUCUACAAAGGCGAGCCCAAGGUGGUUCUGCUCAAAGCAGCCUACGACGUGUCUUCCUUCAGCUUCUUCCAGAGGUCCAGUGUUCAGGAAUUCAUGACCUUCACAAGUCAACUGAUUGUGGAACGCUCAGCGAAAGGCAGCAGAGCUUCUGUCAAAGAACAAGAGUAUCUGUGCCAUGUUUAUGUUCGGAAUGACAGUCUUGCAGGUGUGGUCAUUGCUGACAGUGAAUACCCCUCUAGAGUGGCCUUUACAUUACUGGAGAAGGUAUUAGAUGAAUUCUCCAAGCAAGUCGACAGGAUAGACUGGCCAGUAGGUUCUCCCGCUACAAUCCAGUACACAGCCCUGGAUGCUCACCUUAGUAGAUACCAGAACCCUCGAGAAGCUGAUCCCAUGAGUAAAGUGCAAGCUGAACUAGAUGAGACCAAAAUCAUUUUGCACAACACUAUGGAGUCUUUGUUAGAGCGAGGAGAGAAGCUCGAUGACUUGGUGUCCAAAUCGGAAGUACUGGGAACUCAGUCUAAAGCCUUCUAUAAGACGGCCCGGAAACAAAACUCGUGCUGUGCAAUCAUGUGACAUAGCCUGGAGAGGCCAGCAGUGAUCAUCACUGUCACUCUCAUCAGAACUGCAGCCCCUGGAGAAGAGACACUCUGGAAGACCUGGAGCAGGGAAGACUGGCCAUUUUAUUUUAAAGUCCCAAGAGGAUCCCAUGGGUGGUGGAAGGGUGGGGCAUGCUCAAGUUCAUAAUGUCUGGUUGUGAUUUUGGGGAAGAAUUUGAAGCCCACAAUGGUGUGUUUGGGGGAAAAUGAAACCAUAAACCCUGAGCGGCUCCUGUGGAUGCUGAAGGGCUUCUUCCCGGUCAGUUCCCAAGGCUCUGUGCAAGAGAGUUCAGAGCCAGUUCUUCCUUGGUCCUUGGUGCGUCUUGGGAUUUCAUUUUUACAUUAAGUAUAUUAACAGUGGGGUGGGAGAGGGGUCACUGGUGACAGGGUUGGGGUGGGCGGAGUUUGAGCCUUUGGAUAAGCCUCUAUGCGUCACUCUGGGGGAUCGAGCAGUCUACCACAGUGGCCAGAGCUGUGUGGUAGGCCAAAGUCCAUCACACAAAGUCCGAACCCCUUUAGCUUGUCUGUCUGCUAGAAUAAGCAAGGCCCGUCCUACAGCACCUUCCAUCCAGUUCCACAGAGACAUGGGAAGUGUUUGGAAGGAGCAGGGAUGGGUGGGAUGGGUGGGUUGUGGUUGUUCCAGCCAGCAGACUGGGGAUUCUGCCCAGGAGAGGGGGCUGCUCUGAUGUUUGUAAGAUCAGCUGGGAAUGUCCAUCUUCAGACACAGGUGCCCUCAGCUGCCCAGCAUGGAGAUUCACCUAUCUGGACUUACAGUUGGACUUUAACUAUAAAGACAAAAGUAGUGGGUGCUGUUAUCCCUAGACUGGUUUUAAUUUGCCUCUGCCCUCAAGACUGUCUUGGCAAGCCUGGGGCCUGUGCAAUUAAACGCGUCUCCCUGUGCUCUAGAAGUAGGUGCAACAGCCCAAGACUACCAGCUCCCAGCUGUGGUCUGGUCAGCACUGACCUGCAAGCCCCUUCCUUAAGAGGCAGCCAUGGGCGGUGGAACCUGAGGACUCCAGUCUAAGUUGGUGCCUGUCUGAGCUACUGGCACAUCCCUGAGGCCCAGCCCUGGAACCAGGCAGGAAAAGCCCAAAGGAUGGGCUCAGGAUGUUCUGGGGUUCCAGACUGUUUGUUCAUGCCCCACUGUGCUCAACGUGCACCCCUGAGAUCCUGGCUACACAGAAACUCCUGCUGGGAUGGGAUGUUGUCAUCUUUGAACUGGUGUGCUCUGAUCCUCAGGAGCCUGUCCUGAGCUUGCCACACUUGUGAGUACUCUGUUGCGAGCAGCGGUUGUGUGAGAGAUGGGGUCUUCUGUCAGUACUGAGGGCUUCGUCCCCUGGUUAGUUUAUGAUGCUGCCCUAGGCACUGCAGGUCAAAAGACUUUAGAGCCUUCUUGAGAGGCUAGCCUACUGCCAUACAUCCCCAGUCCAGGGCUUCUGGACAGCUACAGGCUCAGCCUGACCAUUGGUACCUGAGAUGAGUGAAGUAGGUCUGGGCCUUGAAGAAGGAAUGGUGGGAUGGCUAGCCGCUUUGGAGUAGACUGGAGAGGGAUGGAGGCAUGAGUUUGGGGGGAGAAGAGAGGCCAUGUUCACCCACAUCUGCCCUUCCUUAGCAGGCAGCAGUGAAUGGGAAUGACUCAGGUCCUGUAUUGGAUGGAUGGCCCUGCAUUUCCCUGUUGUCAUAUUUUUAUGUUAAAUCACUUCACAAGAAUAUUUUAAUAAACGCUCCCUAAUUUCUGUUCUUUAUGAGAGGAUAACUGUCUAGAUAAAGUUGUCUUUGAAAUUC